AUGGACGACUCAUCUACCACGCCCCUUGCCGACUACUUUUGGAUCGCGGGCGUAGAAACCAUCUCCUACGAUGACUUCCCACCGCCCAACUCCGACCUUGAGGCUACUAUUGCGGAAGAUGGAGAGAGCGAAGGGUCUGCGUUCGGCCUGAACGGCACGAGUGGCACGAGUGGCACAAACAGCACAAACGGCACAAAUGGCACCGCGAAGCACUCAGCUCGCCAUUCACGACAAAAUUCCGCCAACAUGUUUUCCAGCAGCCGAUUCUCCACCCAAACCCUCGAGGAGACCGACGGGAACACCAUGAGCAACCGGAGCAGUGUCACCAUUCGCCCUUCGCAAGCGUCCAAUAAUAAUAAUAACAAUAACAGCAGCAACACCGUCGACGGUGCGAACAUGAACACGAACUCCGGCUCGGGAACCGACAAAGCUCUUGGCGGCCCUCUCGACGGCUUCGACUUCGACAGUGCUCUGUUCAAGUUUGCCGCAGAACGUGAACAUUUCCUCGAAGACUUGACCUUCAGCGCUGGUGCGAAAGUGCAGUCCAGACCGCCCAUGGUCAACCCGAGGACCGAACGGAUCAAGGCUGAAGAGAGCGAACCAAGCGGCCGCAUGAGUCCCCUGCGCAACCUGGAGAGGAGUAUCAAGGGCAGCAUCCGUCGCAAGAUCAGCUUCAGGGACAUGAACAGCAUGAGGAGACAGCCCGCAACGGGCCGGUCAAGCACCCCCGGGGGAGGCUCUAUACGCACGUCGAAACGGUUGAGCAACUACAACUCCGUCAUUCCUCCUCCCGAGCCCCUCAACACCGAUCCCGACAUGCACCCUCUGAAGCGACGCUUCGAGCCCGUCCUACUGGACAGAUACCCGACCCGUGACGCGUCAGACGAGGUGUCACGACGGGGCAGAUUCCCAGACUACGUACCAAUGUUCGCGUUCCCCAACGACAUCCAGAUCGUGUCCUCCGACGAAAGGCCUCGUUCGACCUGGCACGGCUUCACGAUGACGUCCGACGACAACUCUAAAAUAUAUGGCAUCACCGUCAUCGUCUGGAACGCCCUUGCUUCUGACGUGGCAGAUGAGGUGGAGAAGAGGUGCGAGCAGUGGCGGCAGCGGCACAUGUCCAACGAGGAACGCGAGCUGGCCGCCAGCUUGGGAGUCAGGCUGGCUGCAGAGCGAGCUCAUCUCUCUCAACUGCUGGCAAAGCUGCCUACAGCGCCAUCGGGAUCCCAGGCUCGGGACAGGCUGGACGACCAGAUCAGCACCGUCGAAGAGAAGAUCAGCCUCAUGACCGAGAUGCUACGACCGCUACGGCACGGUGCAGCCUCCAAGAUCGACGGUCUGACGGCGGGGGAGACGGGCCUUUGGAUACCCAGAGCGUACGGCAUUCUCGGCCGCGAUCCCACCCGCAUGACCUUCUGGAAGGAAUGGUUAAGAGCGGUCAUUGUUCCCAUGACUGACGGCGGAGUCCUGCGCAUCCCGCCCAGCUCUCCCAAGGUGGGACGCUGGCAACCCCUCGAGCGCUAUGUCGUCAAUCUCUGUACCGAAGCAUUCAGCCCGCUGGGAUCUAAGACACAGGUCGAAAUCGGGGUCAGGGAACUACGACUUUACGCCAGAAAAGAAGCAGCCAACGAGAUACCCGGCACACGAACGAUCGAUCUGUACGCGCUAUUUCGGUGUCUGUCGCUCGACAACAUGAUGACACUCUUCGAGGCGGCCUUGGCGGAAUCCCGCAUCAUCUUCCUGUCGUCGCACACCGGCAUGCUGCAUUUAGCAUGCCAUGCCCUAGUCACUCUCUUGUACCCACUCAAGUGGGCAAGUAUUUUCAUACCCGUUCUCCCAGCACGGCUGCUAUCCGCCCUCGAGGCACCAUGCCCGUACAUUAUCGGCAUUGAGCGCCGGUACGAACGGAUUGAACUUCCCGACGACGAUUACGUCCUAGUCGAUCUAGACAAGGACACGAUUGACGCGCUACGGUAUGGCGUGGCGACCGGGCCCCCUCCAUAUGCGAUUGAGUCGUUCCCGUACGACGCGUUCUCUGCAGAGAACGCCUCGAUACACGUCCCCAAUGUUUCCUCCAGCACUCUUGCGAAGUGGGUAACGCAGAGUUCUUCCACCUUUGGCGAACCGACGCCGCCCUCCGAGACCCGCCCCCCCGUUUUCAAUGCGUUCAUGCACUCCAAGGUCGAUCCCAAUAAGCCGGACCGUCCGGGUACCAGUAAGUCGACCAAGACGAGCCCGCCAUCGUCCGUGUCCCCGGUCUCCAUGCACUUCCCACCAAUGCCGUCCACGCCGGUAUCUCGUAGCGAUUCGGGAUUCGCGUUGAGCACCACUCUGCGCGAAAAGAGGUCAGGUUACUUUAACGAGAACGGACGACGCAGCUCCUCUUUCGGCCUGGAGAGACACGGCCCGAUUCAUCGGCCUAGUUUGCCAUUCUUGAAUGGCCAUGCAGCCAACAUGUCCAUCUCCGCCAUUUCCGUCGACUCUCAAUCCUCUUUCGGUGCCGGCGUCGGCACUGGCGCUGGCGCUGGCGGCGUGUCUUACGCACCGUCCAUGUACGCACAGUCAACGCUUGCAGCCUCCACCAUCAUGCCCAACAUGCUCAUACAGCCUGUUCAUAACACCGACACUACCAUCUGGGUAGAGGGACAUUGCUUCAACUGGCUGGCAAACGACGCCUCCUCGUUCUGUACCAUCUGCGACGAGCGGUCCGAGGGCGAUGGCAUCUACAAAAAGUAUCUUGGCCGCCCGUCCAAGGAACAGAAGAAUAAUGGUCGCAUCUAUUCCUUCGACAUGGCCGCAUUUAUCAAGAGUCUCCCAUAUGAUCAACAAGAAUAUGCCGCUAUGUUGCGGGAGACGCAAGCAUUCAACGAAUUCAUCCAUGAGCGCGAGACCAAACCGGGGUCACAUCCGUCGGUUCGGCUAUUUGACGAAAUACUCAUGGCGAAGAGAGCACGCGGGCGACCGGGGAUAACAUCCGGGCUGUCCCGUCUUUCCACAAUCCGGUCGUCCCAUGGUGCCCCGAGCAGCGCAUCUGGCUUCGCGCCGCCCUCGCGGGGCAGGGUUCCGUCGUAUCUCAGUGAUACGUCGGAUCACCUUUGGCGGACAGCUUCGGUGCCAGUCCCCAGCGCCAAAUUCACCGGCGACUACCGAAGCAUUGUCACGAGGAUACCGUCUAAGCUCGACACCACUUUCAUCCGAGAGCCGCGGAUUGUUCAAGGCGUCCCUCGUCCGGAGCAACGCGGCACCCGUGGCCUAGUUCGGAAACAGGUUCCCAGCAUGAUCGGCACGUCGCCUACCGAAUAG
Molecule: messenger RNA, 3303 nt
Organism: Sodiomyces alkalinus F11
Lineage: Eukaryota; Fungi; Ascomycota; Sordariomycetes; Glomerellales; Plectosphaerellaceae
Product: DENN domain-containing protein
Exons: 5
Coding region: 1-3303 (1100 amino acids)
Biological process (GO): regulation of Rab protein signal transduction
Cellular component (GO): cytoplasmic vesicle
Source: RefSeq, a predicted model, not a curated record